Molecule: messenger RNA, 891 nt
Organism: Pararge aegeria (speckled wood butterfly)
Lineage: Eukaryota; Metazoa; Arthropoda; Insecta; Lepidoptera; Nymphalidae
Gene: Rsf1
Product: RNA-binding protein Rsf1
Exons: 3
Coding region: 151-606 (151 amino acids)
Biological process (GO): mRNA splicing, via spliceosome
Cellular component (GO): nuclear speck
Molecular function (GO): RNA binding
Source: RefSeq, a predicted model, not a curated record
UUACCAUUCAAUCAUCAACUUCAUUGAUCCGUUUUUAAUUUUUGACUAAAAUAAAAAUUGAUUUAAUAUAUAUAAUAUAGAAUAAAAUAUAGAAUAUAGUUUAAGUUUAGACUAUCUUUCAUCUACAUUAAUUAAAUACAGAAAAACAAGAUGAGCUCCGGAGGAACUCGCGUUUACGUAGGCGGUCUGGUGGAGGGAAUCAAGAAGGAGGAUUUAGAGCGGGAGUUUGACAAAUACGGAAAACUAAACUCCGUGUGGGUCGCACUUAACCCCCCAGGUUUUGCAUUUAUCGAAUUCGAGAACAUGCAGGAGGCGGAGGAUGCGUGUAGCGCGAUGAACGGUUUUGAGAUGCUAGGCGCGACAUUAAAAGUAGAAUUAUCGAGAAAACGAGACGGCCCACGCCGCGGCGGCGGCAAUUUCCGAGGGGGGCGCGGGGGAAGCUUCAGGGGCGGGCGUUCCUUCGGGGGCUCCUCGGGUGGCGGCGGCGGUGGCGGUGGCGGCAGGUCCUAUGGCGGCGGCAGACCCUUCAACCGAAACGGCAACGGUUAUGGCUCCGGCGGCAACGGGGGCAAUUUCAGAUCUAGGUCGCCACUGUCUCGGUUUUAAUUUAAUUCUAGAAUAAAUUUAGGUUUAGUGUUAACGUAAUCUGAAGCCUUCCAAGUGUUAAUGAAAUUCGAUGUUUUGUUCAAUACUGGGGGGUUUAAUGCUUUUGAGAUUGAUGAAGUUGAUGUCAUUGGAGGACGAGGUCAAUGGAAUAAUUCCAACCUGGAUUCCAGUAAUACAUCAAGACAAAGGAAUGAACAAUCUUCAGUAUAUCUUUAACAUUUUACCUAAGCACCUAAUGGGCUAAGUUUCCUUAUUGUAUAAAUAAAUAAAAAACACAAAUUCCAA